This is a messenger RNA of Varanus komodoensis (Komodo dragon), 5998 nucleotides long. It is a transcript of the gene MYH11, whose product is annotated as myosin heavy chain 11. Gene Ontology annotation, molecular function: cytoskeletal motor activity; ATP binding; actin filament binding. Gene Ontology annotation, cellular component: myosin complex. The transcript has 41 exons. NCBI's taxonomy places the organism in Eukaryota, Metazoa, Chordata, Lepidosauria, Squamata, Varanidae. The record is from RefSeq and is a predicted model, not a curated record. Bases 103 to 5934 code for a protein of 1943 amino acids.
GCGGAUCAGACUCGGUCUGCCCCCAUUGCCAGCAGAACCGGCUUCGGACUCUCCGACCCAUUUCCUGCUUCUCACUCGGACCUCUGUGCCCGUUGAGCCAAGAUGGCACAGAAAAGCCAGCUCAGUGAAGACGAGAAGUUCCUUUUCGUGGACAAGAACCUCAUCAACCUCACCGUGGCCCAGGCCGACUGGUCGGCCAAGAAGCUGGUCUGGGUCCCGUCGGAGAAGCAUGGCUUCGAGGCAGCGAGCGUCAAGGAGGAGAAGGGGGAGGAGGUGCUGGUGGAGCUGGCCGAGAACGGGAAGAAGGCGACCUUCAGCAAGGACGACAUCCAGAAGAUGAACCCCCCCAAGUUCUCCAAGGUGGAGGACAUGGCUGAGCUGACCUGCCUCAACGAAGCGUCUGUCCUGCACAACCUGAGGGAGCGGUACUACUCAGGCCUCAUCUACACCUACUCAGGUCUCUUUUGCGUGGUUGUCAACCCUUACAAGCAACUGCCCAUCUACUCGGAGAAAAUCAUCGACAUGUACAAAGGCAAGAAACGCCACGAGAUGCCGCCGCACAUCUACGCCAUCGCGGACACGGCGUACAGGAGCAUGCUGCAAGAUCGAGAGGACCAGUCCAUUCUCUGCACCGGGGAGUCGGGUGCUGGCAAGACGGAGAACACCAAGAAAGUCAUUCAGUACCUGGCGGUCGUGGCCUCGUCCCACAAGGGCAAGAAAGACGUCAGCAUCACGCAAGGUCCAUCUUUUGCUUACGGGGAGCUGGAAAAGCAGCUUCUGCAGGCCAAUCCCAUCCUCGAAGCUUUCGGGAAUGCCAAAACCGUCAAGAACGAUAAUUCCUCGCGAUUUGGUAAAUUUAUCCGCAUCAACUUUGACGUGACGGGCUACAUUGUCGGAGCGAACAUAGAAACCUACUUGCUGGAAAAGUCCCGUGCCAUUCGGCAAGCCCGAGAAGAGAGGACCUUCCACAUAUUUUACUACCUGCUUGCCGGAGCCAAUGAGCAAAUGAAGAGUGACCUGCUGCUCGAAGGCUUCAGCAACUACACCUUCCUGUCCAACGGCUACGUGCCCAUCCCCUCGCAGCAGGACGACGAAAUGUUCCAGGAGACCCUGGAAGCGAUGAGCAUCAUGGGCUUCACUGAGGAAGAGCAAACCGCCAUGCUGAAAGUCGUCUCGUCGGUUCUCCAGCUCGGCAACAUCGUCUUCAAGAAAGAGCGAAACACCGACCAGGCGUCGAUGCCGGACAACACAGCUGCACAGAAGGUGUGUCACCUUAUGGGUAUCAACGUGACCGAUUUCACACGGUCCAUCCUGACCCCGAGGAUCAAGGUUGGGCGGGACGUAGUCCAGAAAGCCCAGACCAAAGAGCAGGCUGAUUUUGCCGUCGAAGCCUUGGCCAAAGCGACGUACGAGCGCCUCUUCCGCUGGAUCCUGAGCCGCGUGAACAAAGCCCUGGACAAGACCAAGCGGCAGGGCGCCUCGUUCCUGGGGAUCCUGGACAUCGCUGGGUUCGAGAUUUUCGAGGUGAACUCGUUCGAGCAGCUCUGCAUCAACUACACCAACGAGAAGCUGCAGCAGCUCUUCAACCACACCAUGUUCAUCCUGGAGCAGGAGGAGUACCAGAGGGAGGGCAUCGAGUGGAACUUCAUCGACUUCGGGCUGGACCUGCAGCCCUGCAUCGAGCUCAUCGAGAGACCGACCAACCCUCCUGGCGUCUUGGCCCUGCUGGACGAGGAGUGCUGGUUCCCCAAAGCCACCGACACCUCGUUUGUGGAGAAGCUCGGCACGGAGCAGGGCAACCACCCCAAGUUCCAGAAGCAGAAGCAGCUCAAGGACAAAACCGAGUUCUCCAUCAUCCACUACGCCGGAAAGGUGAACUACAACGCAACCGCCUGGCUGACCAAGAACAUGGACCCCCUCAACGAUAACGUGACCGCCUUGCUGAAUCAGUCCUCCGAGAAGUUCGUGGCGGAUCUCUGGAAAGACGUCGACCGCAUCGUGGGGCUGGACCAGAUGGCCAAGAUGACCGAGAGCUCACUGCCCAGUGCCUCCAAGACCAAGAAGGGCAUGUUCCGGACGGUGGGGCAGCUGUACAAGGAGCAGCUGACCAAGCUCAUGACCACCCUGAGGAACACGAACCCCAACUUCGUCCGCUGCAUCAUCCCGAACCACGAGAAGCGGGCCGGGAAGCUGGACGCCCACUUGGUGCUGGAGCAGCUGCGGUGCAACGGCGUGCUGGAGGGGAUCCGCAUCUGCCGCCAGGGCUUCCCCAACAGGAUCGUCUUCCAGGAAUUCCGGCAGCGCUAUGAAAUUCUUGCCGCAAACGCCAUUCCGAAAGGAUUUAUGGAUGGGAAGCAAGCAUGCAUCCUCAUGAUCAAAGCCCUGGAGCUUGAUCCCAACCUGUAUAGGAUUGGCCAGAGCAAGAUCUUCUUCCGAACGGGUGUCUUGGCUCACCUGGAGGAGGAGAGAGACCUGAAGAUCACCGACAUCAUCAUUGCCUUCCAGGCGCAGAGCCGAGGCUACCUGGCAAGGAAGGCCUUUGCCAAGCGGCAGCAGCAAUUAACCGCCAUGAAGGUCAUCCAGAGGAACUGUGCCGCCUACCUGAAGCUGAGGAACUGGCAGUGGUGGAGGCUUUUCACCAAAGUCAAGCCGCUGCUGCAGGUCACCCGGCAAGAGGAGGAGAUGCAGGCGAAGGAGGAGGAGCUGAAGCUGAUCAAGGAGCGGCAGGUCAAGGCCGAGAGCGAGGUCAAGGAGCUGGAGCAGAAGCACCAGCAGCUGUUGGAGGAGAAGAACCUGCUGCAGGAGCAGCUUCAGGCUGAGACGGAGCUGUACGCGGAGGCAGAGGAGAUGCGGAUCCGCCUGACCGCCAAGAAGCAGGAGCUGGAGGAGAUUCUGCACGAGAUGGAGGCCCGGGUCGAGGAGGAGGAGGAGCGCAGCGUGCAGCUGCAGGCUGAGAAGAAGAAGCUGCAGCAGCAGAUGCUGGAUCUUGAGGAUCAGCUGGAAGAAGAAGAAGCGGCGAGGCAAAAGCUGCAGCUGGAGAAAGUCACCGCAGAGGCCAAGAUCAAGAAGAUGGAGGACGACAUUCUAAUGAUGGACGACCAGAACAACAAGCUCACCAAGGAAAGGAAGCUGCUCGAAGAGCGGAUCAGCGACCUGACGACCAACCUGGCGGAGGAGGAGGAGAAGGCCAAGAACCUGACCAAGCUGAAGAACAAGCACGAGUCGAUGAUCUCGGAGCUGGAGGUGCGCCUGAAGAAGGAGGAGAAGUGCCGGCAGGAGCUGGAGAAGAUGAAGCGGAAGCUGGAGGGCGACUCGAGCGACCUGCUCGAGCAGAUCGCCGACCUCCAGGCCCAGAUCGCAGAACUGAAGAUGCAGCUGGCCAAGAAGGAGGAGGAGCUGCAGGCUGCCCUGGCCAGGCUGGAGGACGAGAUGGGCCAGAAGAACAAUGCCCUGAAGAAGAUCCGCGAGCUGGAGGCCCACAUCUCGGACCUGCAGGAGGACCUGGACUCGGAGCGGGCCGCGCGCAACAAGGCCGAGAAGCAGAAGCGGGACCUGGGCGAGGAGCUGGAGGCGCUCAAGACGGAGCUGGAGGACACGCUGGACAGCACCGCCACCCAGCAGGAGCUCAGGGCCAAGAGGGAGCAGGAGGUGACCAUCCUGAAGAGGGCUCUGGAGGAGGAGACGCGGACGCACGAAGCCCAGCUGCAGGAGGUGCGGCAGAGGCACACGCAGGCCGUGGAGGAGCUGACCGAGCAGCUGGAGCAGUGCAAGCGGGCCAAAGGCAACCUGGACAAGGCCAAGCAGACCCUGGAGAAGGACAACGCGGACCUGAGCAGUGAGGUCCGGGCGCUCGGCCAGGCCAAGCAGGAGGUGGAGUACAAGAAGAAGAAGCUGGAGGCGCAGCUGCAGGAGCUGCAGUCGCGCUUUGCCGACGGGGAGCGCGUCCGGACGGAGCUCGGCGAGAAAGUCCACAAGCUGCAGGCCGAGGCGGAGAACAUGGCGGGGCUGCUGAGCGAGGCGGAGACCAAGGGCAUCAAGCUCACGAAGGACGUGGCCACGCUGGGCUCGCAGCUGCAGGACACGCAGGAGCUGCUGCAGGAGGAAACGCGGCAGAAGCUCAACCUAUCCACGAAGCUGCGCCAGAUGGAGGACGAGCGGAACAGCCUGCAGGACCAGCUGGAGGAGGAGGCCGAGGCCAAGCAGAACCUGGAGCGGCACAUCUCGACGCUGAACGUGCAGCUCUCCGACUCCAAGCGGAAGCUCCAGGAGUACGUCGGCACCAUCGAAAACAUGGAGGAAGGCAAGAAGAGGCUCCAGAAGGAAAUCGAGGGCCUCACGCAGCAGUUCGAGGAGAAGGCCGCUUCGUACGACAAGCUGGAGAAAACCAAGAACCGGCUGCAGCAGGAGCUGGACGACCUGGUGGUGGACCUGGACAACCAGCGCCAGCUGGUUUCCAACCUGGAGAAGAAGCAGAAGAAGUUCGACCAGAUGCUAGCGGAGGAGAAGAACAUCUCCUCCAAAUACGCCGACGAAAGGGACCGCGCAGAGGCGGAGGCCCGCGAGAAGGAGACGAAGGCGCUUUCGCUGGCCCGUGCCUUGGAAGAAGCGCUGGAAGCCAAGGAGGAGCUCGAGCGGGCCAACAAGCUGCUGAAGGCGGAGAUGGAAGACCUCGUGAGCUCCAAGGACGACGUCGGCAAGAACGUCCACGACCUGGAGAAGUCCAAGCGGGCAUUGGAGCAGCAGGUGGAGGAGAUGAAGACGCAGCUGGAGGAGCUGGAGGACGAGCUGCAGGCAGCCGAGGACGCCAAGCUGCGGCUGGAGGUGAACACGCAGGCCCUGAAGGGCCAGUUCGAGAGGGACCUGCAAGCCAGAGACGAGCAGAACGAGGAGAAGAGGCGCCAGCUGCAGAAGCAGCUGCACGAGCUGGAAGUGGAGCUGGAGGACGAGCGCAAGCAGCGGGGCCUCGCAUCCGCCGCCAAGAAGAAGCUGGAGGUGGACCUCAAGGACCUGGAGGGGCAGGUGGACUCCUCCAACAAAGGCCGGGAGGAGGCCGUCAAGCAGCUGCGGAAGCUACAGGCCCAGAUGAAGGACUUCCAGCGCGAACUGGACGAUGCUCGGGCAGCGCGGGAAGAGGUCUUUGCCACGGCUCGAGAAAACGAGAAGAAGGCCAAGAACCUGGAGGCAGAGCUGAUGCAGCUGCAGGAGGACCUGGCGGCAGCCGAACGGGCUCGAAAGCAGGCGGAGCAGGAGAAGGAGGACCUGGCGGAGGAGCUGGCGAGCUCUGCUGCCGGCAGGACGAGCCUUCAGGACGAGAAGCGGCGCUUGGAGGCGCGGAUCUCCCAGAUGGAGGAGGAGCUAGAGGAGGAGCAGAGCAACCUGGAGGCCAUGAGCGACCGCUUCCGGAAGGCCGUGCAGCAGUCGGAGCAGCUGAACAACGAGCUGGCCUCGGAGCGGGCGGCCGCCCAGAAGAACGAGAGCGCCCGCCAGCAGCUGGAGAGGCAGAACAAGGAGCUGCGGGCGAAGCUGCAGGAGAUGGAGAGCGCCAUCAAGUCCAAGCUGAAGGCCACCGUGGCCUCGCUGGAGGCCAAGGUCGCGCAGCUGGAGGAGCAGCUGGAGCAGGAAGCCAGAGAAAAGCAAACGGCGGCAAAAGCUUUGCGCCAGAAGGACAAGAAGCUCAAAGAGGUCCUGCUGCAGGUCGAGGACGAGCGGAAGCAGGCGGAGCAGUACAAGGACCAGGCGGACAAGGCCAGCAGCCGCGUCAAGCAGCUGAAGAGGCAGCUGGAGGAGGCCGAGGAGGAGUCGCAGCGCAUGAACGCCAGCCGCAGGAAGCUGCAGCGGGAGCUGGAUGAGGCCACGGAGAGCAGCGAGGCCAUGGGCCGCGAGGUGGCUGCCCUGAAGAGCAAGCUCAGAGGGAACCCAGAGCCUUCGCAGUGACUGAGCAGGUACCACGCCUCCCCCGUAGCGGCCUGCCUGUUUGCCAAGACGCCCCCGGCUCCCU